Ochlerotatus camptorhynchus is the source of this 1910-nucleotide messenger RNA. RefSeq lists its product as uncharacterized. Bases 270 to 1793 code for a protein of 507 amino acids. NCBI's taxonomy places the organism in Eukaryota, Metazoa, Arthropoda, Insecta, Diptera, Culicidae. The transcript has 3 exons. The record is from RefSeq and is a predicted model, not a curated record.
AAGCAUUUUCCGUUUUACGUCCGGAACGCACACGGCACGGCAAAAGAUUGCCAUCGUUCGUUCCGUUUUCUCUCCGUCGGCAAAAUUUGCGCACGGAAAGUACUUUAACCAUCGUCACCCCGACCACCGUCACUACUUUUGUCCCGAGAGCUUAGUGGUUUCAUUGUGCUGAUUACAAACCCUCUGCCGGUGUCAUCCUAGUCUAAAUUCCACUCUCUCCUCCGCCGGAACGGAAGCAAAGGCAGACGACAGCAAGGAAGUCACCUGGCAUGAAGAUAAUCCCGAUGAUGGUUGUCUUGAUUUGUGCCUCCGGUAGCUGGCACCAUGGACCAUCACCACCGCUACCGUGGAAGGCAUCCGCACUAGAGCUCCGCAUUCCAGGGCUGGGCCGGGUGAAAAUGGAGUUUCAAACGGACGUGACUUCGGAGACUCCAGCGGAUGGUGUAGCGAUGGAAACAGUCAGUAAGGGUGAGUCGAAGCGAGAUGAUGGAAAGCAAGCGACGAACCCGUCAACGGCAGCGACACUAGCUAAAGAUAGCAAGCAAACGACUCAGAAAAUCGACAGGGAGCCUUCGAAAACAACGGCAGUGAAAGACAAACCGACGGAAGCACCGGCUAAGGAAACUGAAGCAAAAGCAACGACACUUGCCAAAGAUAGCAAGCAAACGACGCAGACAAUCGACAAUGAUCCUUCGAAUACAACGGCAGUGAAAGACAAACCAACGGAAGCACCGGCUAAGGCAACUACAGCAACGACGGAUGGCGGCAAACAACAACCGAACAACAAACCAACUGAAGCGACGACCGCUGAGGCGAAGCAAACGACAGACACAGUCGGUAAAUCACCGACGACAGAACAACCAAAAGAAGAGCAGGACGCAGCCAGCGAUCCGGAUGAAUUCGAUGACAGUGACAUAUGGGACGACAUGGAAGAUCCACCGGAGGAAUUCGGUCGCGAGUACGAUCUGGAUCCCAGUUUGUUCGAUUCCGGUGGCGAUGAUCUGGGAGAUUUCCAGCCGAAGCUGCAGCUGCCUCCGAACAUGACAAAAGAUAUGUUCUUCGAUGCACCCGUGGACGCUAAACCUCCCAACCCGGCGGACGACGACGACGACGCCGAAGGGAACGGCAUUUUCGAACGGAUAAAGCGCUUCUUCAGCAUUGCAAACAUCAAGGAACAGUUGGAUACCAUUCCGGGCAAGAUGCAAGCCCUGAUGGACCGGUUUCGGCAUAAGAAAUCCGAUGGACUGAAGAAGCUGAGGGAAAAGAUGGACGGCCUUGCCGAGAAGGAGGGACAGAAGAUCGCGAAAGCGUUUUCGAAACUGAAAGCGCCCAAGCAAAAUCCCCAGCAGUGCAUUGAGCAGAUUGAGAAGUCGUUCAAGCAGUACGAAGCGGCACUGCAGGGCGGGAUCCAGCCAUGCAUGCACAAAGUCCAAAGUGUGAUGAGCAAACAGGAAGGUGCCCUGCGGAAUGCGCAGGCCAAAUUUUCCCGGAUGCUGACAGAUAUGCAGGACUGUGCCAACAAGCUGGAUUCGUCCGGCGUCAAUUCGAUUGUUAAGUCCAUCCUGAAUAUAGGCAGCUGCACGAAAAUGAAUAUUCAAUCGAAGAUAGAAGACUCGCUGCAGCCUCAGAUGAAGCGACUGUCGGAGAUGGUUCAGCAACAGGGCUCCAAGCUGAAUGGAAACAUGAAUGCAACCGGAUUGUGUGUAGAGCGGCAACUGCAGUUGCCGCAGUUUCAGACACUGCAGGAGGAACUCGUUGCCAAGGGUAGGCAGUGUCUGGAAAGGGGCGGUUGAAUUGUGUGUCCAGUACUGUCCUACCUUUUCAAGAGCGGCCGUCAUUGUUGGAUGGUCCCAAGCGGAACAAUAAUAAAUCAGUUUGAGCAGAGGCUUAACCAUCGAUUGUGGGCCUUU